GACAUCACGUUGGAGUGCUGGGGCUCUGGAGGGUGGCUGGCUCCUGGGAGACAGGGCUGAUUGCAAGUGCUCUUUUUUCCUGAUCCACCCGGGGCGGGCGGGCAGGCAGGCGGGCUUUCUGCCGGUGAGUGCACAACCGCCUGCCGGCCUGCCUGCCUGCCCAGAAACAACAUGCAGCCUGCAGUGUUGGGCUCCCGCGGGGAGCUGGUCAAGUAAAGGUGUUCUGGAAGGCGUUGCAAGGACUUUGCUUUGGGGAUUUAAGAUUAACUUCUCCUCUGCUGGAUCCGUGGGAUUUGGCCUUUGGCCUUUUCCUCCCAGUGGGCCGGUUUCACUGCCGCUGGCUCACUCGAGACCAAGCCCAUAAAGAACAGAGUUCAUGUCAUACAAUGGAGGAGGGAUGAAUGUUCCAAAUAAGAUGAUGGACUUCUUAGAGGAGCCUAUCCCUGGAGUGGGGACCUAUGAAGACUUUAAUACCAUUGACUGGGUGAGGGAGAAAUCCAGAGACCGCGACAGGCACCGAGAGAUCACCAAUAAAAGCAAAGAGUCCACCUGGGCCUUAAUUCACCGUGUGAGUGAUGCUUUUUCGGGCUGGCUGCUGAUGCUGCUUAUUGGGCUCUUAGCAGGCUCCCUAGCAGGCUUGAUAGACAUCUCUGCUCACUGGAUGACGGACUUGAAGGAAGGAGUCUGCCUGAGGGGCUUCUGGUUUAACCAUGAGCAUUGCUGCUGGAAUUCUGAACAAGUCACCUUUGAAGACAGAGAUAAGUGCCUUGAGUGGAACACCUGGUCCGAACUGAUCAUCAACAAAUCAGAGGGAGCCUUUGCCUACAUCCUCAAUUAUUUCAUGUACGUCCUCUGGGCCCUGCUGUUCGCCCUUCUGGCUGUCUCCCUUGUCAGGGUGUUUGCACCCUAUGCCUGCGGCUCUGGAAUCCCUGAGAUCAAGACGAUUUUGAGUGGUUUCAUUAUUCGAGGCUAUUUGGGAAAAUGGACACUGAUCAUUAAAACCAUCACUCUAGUGCUGGCGGUAUCAUCCGGCCUGAGCCUCGGCAAAGAAGGCCCCCUUGUCCAUGUGGCAUGCUGCUGUGGAAACAUCCUGUGCCACUGUUUCACCAAGUACAGGAAAAAUGAGGCCAAACGCCGAGAGGUCUUGUCGGCGGCGGCAGCAGCAGGUGUUUCUGUAGCCUUUGGAGCUCCCAUUGGCGGGGUGCUCUUCAGCCUGGAAGAGGUCAGUUAUUAUUUUCCCCUCAAAACGCUGUGGCGAUCUUUCUUCGCUGCUUUGGUGGCAGCAUUUACCCUGCGUUCCAUCAACCCUUUUGGAAACAGCCGGCUGGUUCUAUUUUAUGUAGAGUUUCACACUCCGUGGCAUCUCCUAGAGCUUGUGCCAUUUGUGCUCUUGGGGAUCUUUGGGGGCCUCUGGGGAGCUUUCUUUAUCCGAGGCAACAUCGCCUGGUGCCGUAAGCGCAAGAACACCCAGCUGGGCAAGUACCCAGUGCUGGAGGUCCUUGUGGUGACGGCCAUCACAGGCAUCCUGGCUUUCCCCAAUGAGUACACACGCAUGAGUACCAGUGAGCUGAUCUCCGAGCUCUUCAAUGACUGCGGGCUCCUGGACUCCUCCAAGCUCUGUGACUACGUGAGCAACUUCAACACCACCAAAGGGGACCAGCUGCCAGACAGGGCUGCCGGUCAGGGGGUCUACACAGCUAUGUGGCAGCUCUCUCUGGCCCUCGUCAUGAAGAUUCUCAUCACUGUCUUCACCUUUGGGAUGAAGGUGCCCUCCGGUCUCUUCAUCCCAAGCAUGGCUGUUGGCGCCAUAGCAGGAAGACUGCUAGGUGUGGGAGUGGAACAGCUGGCUUUCUAUCACCAUGACUGGCCCAUCUUCAGCGGUUGGUGCAACCAAGGAGCUGAUUGUAUCACACCUGGCCUUUAUGCGAUGGUUGGUGCAGCAGCCUGCUUAGGUGGAGUGACUCGCAUGACUGUGUCCCUGGUUGUCAUCAUGUUUGAACUCACGGGUGGCCUGGAGUACAUCGUUCCCCUAAUGGCUGCAGCUAUGACCAGCAAGUGGGUGGCAGAUGCCAUUGGGCGGGAGGGCAUUUAUGACGCCCACAUUCGCCUCAAUGGAUACCCCUUCUUAGAAGCGAAAGAAGAGUUCACCCAUAAGACUCUGGCAAUGGAUGUGAUGAGACCCCGUCGAAGUGACCCCACACUCAUGGUCCUCACACAAGACAGCAUGACUGUGGAAGAUGUAGAGGCUCUCAUCAGUGAGACUACCUACAGUGGCUACCCAGUGGUUGUGUCUCGCGAGUCUCAGAGGCUGGUGGGUUUUGUCCUCAGGAGAGACCUCAUUAUUUCAAUCGAAAAUGCUCGGAAGAAGCAGGAUGGCAUUGUGAGCACUUCCAUCAUUCACUUCACGGAUCAUUCACCUCCUCUGCCUCCACAUGCUCCCCCAUCGCUCAAACUUCGCAAAAUCUUGGACCUCAGCCCUUUUACGGUGACGGACCAAACGCCCAUGGAGAUUGUGGUGGACAUAUUCCGAAAACUGGGACUUCGCCAAUGUCUGGUCACACACAAUGGGCGGCUCCUGGGAAUUAUUACCAAAAAGGAUGUGUUGAAGCACAUAGCCCAGAUGGCAAACCAAGAUCCCGAUUCCAUACUUUUCAACUGAAGUCCCCAAACUGCACUGGGAGUGUGACACCUAGAAGAUGUGAUGCCAUCACUGUUGUUUAGAAAACCUGAGGACCCAGUGCAAGUGACUGGAGCAUUUCCUCUUCGGGAAUGAGGCUGAUAAUCACAUGUUGUUUGUGACUUCCCUCUCAGCUAACCCAUUGCACUACAGAAUCUUCUCUUGAGGAGAGCAGGCCCCUGAGGCUUUGGUGAAGGAGUCAUAGGAGAAUGCUCUUCUUUUCCCUUGUUCUUCUGUCCCCUUUCCUCCCCUCCCCUCCCCUCUCUUUCCUGUCCCUUCUCUCCCCUCACCUCUCCUUUCCUUCUUUUUUUUUUUAAAUAAGAUCUUUAUUUUUUUAACUUUGGUAACUAAUGAUUAGCCAGCUUAGCCAUCACUAAAACCUCUGCAAGGAACCUCUUGGCCCACCUGGCCCCCUCCACUGUCUUCUAAUCCUUUGGGAGGUCUAGACCGCCAAACUCGGGCUUUACUUGGUUUACUAACAGACAGGAAAACCAAAAAGUCCCAAGGGAUUUUCCCCAGAUUAGGGGGAGGAGGGGGUUCAUUUCACAGCAGGUGGUCCUGUGCCUGUUAAACUAUUUAGUGGGAUUCCAGAUUUUUGCUGUCCUCAUAUAUAUGUGUAUAUAUAUAUAUAUAUAUAUAUAUAUAUAUAUAU
This is a messenger RNA of Dromiciops gliroides (monito del monte), 3329 nucleotides long. RefSeq names its product chloride voltage-gated channel 5 (gene CLCN5). The record is from RefSeq and is a predicted model, not a curated record. Gene Ontology annotation, molecular function: voltage-gated chloride channel activity. Lineage: Eukaryota; Metazoa; Chordata; Mammalia; Microbiotheria; Microbiotheriidae. The coding region runs from base 377 to 2659 and encodes 760 amino acids. The transcript is spliced from 13 exons. Gene Ontology annotation, cellular component: membrane; early endosome; synaptic vesicle. Gene Ontology annotation, biological process: chloride transport; transmembrane transport.